UACAUAUUGCGGUUCGGGUCAAGGAAUCCGUUAUAAAAUGCGGUUCGGGGGUCAUGGAAUUCGCUAUAAAUUCCGAGUACGGCUUUUUGCCGCCAUUUCAAGCAAAAAUUCAAAAUACAAUUAGGCAGCAGUACCAGAUGAACAGAUGAUCGAGAGAGAAGCUUCAAUUCGAGAAUACUCGUUCUAGGUUUUCAACACUUUAGGAGGAGGCUUACUUUUCACCGUCAAAUAUCCGGCGUAAAUUUCGACUUCGUGGAGGUUAUCUUGAACUUUUAUCCUUUCGUUUUUAGUUUUGGAUCAAAAGUUUUGUGGACAAUCCAGUUAUUGAGCUCGGCUGAAGGUGAAAAUUUGUUGUUCAAGGACUUGAUAUUCUGAUUACCUGUUUGGCGAUUUGAAAAAUAUAAGAUUGAAAGUUGAGUAUUCAUCAACAUGAUAAACUCUGAGUUUUCAAUACAUAAACUGGCAAGCAAAUUUCACAUGAUACUUAACUCGUUUUGAUACUCGUUUUUCUACUCCAGUUAUCAAAACGAGUUUUAUGUGCUUCCGUUUAAUAUACUUUGGCUAUCCAAGUAUGCACACUGAUAUUUCAAAAGUUUAUAGGCAGCUAGAGGUUUCGGCUAUGGAUAUUCUAGCUACCAUUAGGCUGUUUUUCUUUCCAUCAAUCCUGUUUGAAAUUGGAUUAACCAGCUACAAUUGGCUGUUUAGUGAAUUUUCUCUCUGGUGUCAUUUGAGAAGCAACGUUUGUUCGGCAAUGUUGUUCACUUUAUUGUAGCGAUAUUAGUCAUUUCUUACUGACUAGUUUUUGUGUGUCCACGGCUUUAGAGUGAAUGGGAUCAGAAAUUUUGUGCUCAGAAUUUUGAAUGAUUCCAGAACUUUGUAUAAUGUGCAAUGAAAUUGACUAUCGUUUCUGAAGUGUGAGAUGAGAUGCAAUGCUUGCUGGCGAGAACUGGAAGGACAGGCCGUCACCACCACUUGUGGCCACCUCUUCUGCCGGGAUGAUGCAAGUAAGAUUCUCAGCAAUGAUGCUGCUUGUCCUAUCUGUGAUCAAGUUCUGUCUAAAAGUCUCAUGAAACCUGUGGACGUCAAUCCAAGUGAUGAAUGGACAAAUAUGGUCAUGGCUGGAAUAUCGCCACAGAUAUUGAUGAAGAGUGCCUACAGAAGUGUGACUUUCUACAUAGGGCAAAAGGAAUUGGAAAUGCAAGUCAAGAUGAACAGGGUAGCAGCUCAAUAUCGUCAGAAAUGUGAAAUGAUGCAAGCAAAAUUCUCUGAAAAGUUGGAACAAGUGCAUACUGCAUACCAGAAGAUGGCUAAAAGGUGCCAAAUGAGGGAACAAGAAGUUGAGAGCUUAUCUAAAGACAAGCAGGAACUCCAAGAAAAAUUUGCUGAGAAAUCCAGGCAAAAACGAAAACUUGAUGAAAUGUAUGAUCAGUUGAGAGAUGAAUAUGAAUCAGUAAAGCGGUCAUCCAUUCAGCCAAAACAUUUCUUUUCGAGAACAGAACCUUAUUUGUUUGCAAAUAAUGCUGAUAUGAUGGACAACAGAGAUCACAUGAGGAAAGAUUGGUCGGUUCUCACUCCUGAAACUCCAGGGCCAAGAGAAGACAUUUGGCCUCCAGCACGACAGAAUGUUUCCAACUCUGGCCCUUUUGAUGUCUCGAGUGGCUCCCCUGCAAGACAAUCAGCAGUAUCAGUGGAUGCUGGAAACAGAAGGGCAGGUGCACGUCCUAUACUUGGUGUUGGAACUGGAGCAAGCAACCCCGCAACGACCCUUAGGAAUCUCAUAUUUUCACCAAUUAAGAGGCCUCAACUCUCCCGCAAUCGACCGCAGAUGUUCUCGUUGUAAGUCGGGAGAUUGUUCACAUUUCAAUAGUGUGGAGAAAUAUAUAUACUUGAGAUGUAACGACGAUGGAUCAGGUUUACUGACAUUUUCAGUGUAAAUGUUUUAUGCAUUAAAGUUCCAGUUAUUGAUAUGCUACCCGACUUUGCUUUAGUGGUGGUCAAAGUAAAAUGUUGUAUAGUUUACAGACAAAUGGAUGAUGUGAUAUGAGUUAGUAUAAGGGGUGAUUUGGUAGGAGGUAUUAGAAAAAAUAAUGCAAGCAUUAGCUAUAUGCAUUACUAA
Messenger RNA from Nicotiana tabacum (common tobacco), 2116 nucleotides. NCBI's taxonomy places the organism in Eukaryota, Viridiplantae, Streptophyta, Magnoliopsida, Solanales, Solanaceae. The record is from RefSeq and is a predicted model, not a curated record.